AUGAAUUCAUCUUCUUCGUACCUCAGCUCAACUGACAAUCUGGAAAAAGAUCAUGAGCAGUACAACAAUGUGCUCAUGCCCAGCAUCUUUGGUGUUAUUUGUUUCUUUGGGAUCACUGGGAACUGCAUUCUCAUUUACACCAUUGUGAAGAAGACCAAGUUCUGCUCUCAUCCAUCAGUGCCAGACAUAUUUAUCUUCAGCUUGUCCAUCGCAGACCUCCUCUUUCUCCUUGGCAUGCCUUUUCUCAUUCACCAGCUCGUGGGCAAUGGCUCCUGGUGCUUUGGUGGCACCAUGUGCACUGUCAUCACAGCGCUUGAUUCCAACAGCCAGAUCGUCAGCACGUACAUUCUGACUGUCAUGACUCUGGACCGCUACUUGGCAACAGUCCACCCCAUCCGCUUCAAACACGUUCGAACCCCCUUUGUGGCAGGGGCGGCAGUGGCGCUGGUGUGGGUGUUUUCUCUGGUCUCCAUUACUCCGGUCUGGAUGUACACUGGACUCAUGGGUCUCAAGGAUGGCUCGGUCGGCUGCGCCCUCCUGCUCCCAAACCCGGCCACAGAUACAUACUGGUUCACCCUGUACCAGUUCUUCUUGGGCUUUGCUCUCCCUUUAGUGGUCAUCUGCAGUGUCUUCUUCAAGAUUCUUCAAAAUAUGUCAGCCACAGUUGCUCCACUACCCCAGCGCAGCCUCAGGGUGCGUACAAGAAAGGUGACCCGCAUGGCAGUGGCCAUUUGCCUGGCCUUCUUCUUAUGCUGGGCCCCUUAUUAUAUCCUCCAGCUGGCCCACCUCGGAGUACAGCGGCCCAGCUUUGCUUUCCUGUAUGUCUACAACAUCGCCAUCAGCCUGGGCUAUGCCAACAGCUGCAUCAACCCUUUCAUCUACAUUGUGUUGAGCGAAACAUUCAAGAGGCAGUUCAUUGUAGCUAUUCGGCCACCCCACAAAGGCUUCAGAGUUGCCCCUGCUCAGGCUGAAGGCUUGAGUUUGCGGGUUGCGCCAGAGAGCUCUCAUCCAUCCCGCUCGCAGUCGUCGCGGGAACUGCUUCAAAACAUGCUGCCCGUCACCGUGGCCGUGCACUGAGAUCGACAGCUAUCUG
Neolamprologus brichardi is the source of this 1093-nucleotide messenger RNA. RefSeq names its product melanin-concentrating hormone receptor 1b (gene mchr1b). Gene Ontology annotation, molecular function: neuropeptide binding; melanin-concentrating hormone receptor activity. The record is from RefSeq and is a predicted model, not a curated record. Gene Ontology annotation, biological process: neuropeptide signaling pathway. Lineage: Eukaryota; Metazoa; Chordata; Actinopteri; Cichliformes; Cichlidae. Gene Ontology annotation, cellular component: plasma membrane; neuron projection.